Messenger RNA from Tarenaya hassleriana, 709 nucleotides. RefSeq lists its product as uncharacterized. The transcript is spliced from 2 exons. NCBI's taxonomy places the organism in Eukaryota, Viridiplantae, Streptophyta, Magnoliopsida, Brassicales, Cleomaceae. The record is from RefSeq and is a predicted model, not a curated record. Bases 219 to 542 code for a protein of 107 amino acids.
AGAAGAGAAGCCACCACAUCACUUCUUCUAGUUGGAGGAGGAUCUGAUUGAAGAAAAGAGAUACAAAUACCAAAGCAUCAUCUGUCGGGUUGCUUCCCUUCUCACGGUUCUCCAGGAGACACCUGUUCUCUUCUUCAAGCUGUGGACAUUGCUUUGUCAGUUUUUAGUUCACGGAGAAGUAGUUUUGCUUUAGCAGCCAGCUCAAAGAAGGUAGGACUAUGCAGACCAAGGGGCACAUGGUACAGCUAUGCUGUCCGAUGAGACCACCCACCGUAUUCCAUUCAAGGCGAACUUCAGUUCAGAAAGCAUUCAACUUUCUAGAGAGAGUCCCCAACCUAGUGGUUAAUGACAACUCUCCUCUACCAGGAGGUUGUGGGUUCGAAACCCAGAAACAAGAAGUCUCCGAAUCGCUAAGAGUCUUUAGAGAAGCCCUCCCACGUGAGCAGAGGCUUAAGGGUUGGGCUGGGCUGGGCUGCUGGUUCGGUAUUGUUGCUGAUAAUGUAAAAGCUGAAAUCAGAGGCCCCACAGCGGUUGGCAUCUGAAGCGAGAAUUUUUCUGAAUCCGGGCUCUUCUUCCUCUCUCCCAGUCGCCGUAUUUGCCUCAGCGAUGCCGGCGUUUCACGCUGAUCGAGUUCAUUCCUUUCGGUUUGUUUUUCGUUACGCUCUCGAAGAUCCGUAGCUGGGGAAUUUGAUCCCUUUCGUCUUAUCUG